This is a messenger RNA of Parnassius mnemosyne (clouded apollo), 2388 nucleotides long. The record is from the annotation of a GenBank genome assembly. Lineage: Eukaryota; Metazoa; Arthropoda; Insecta; Lepidoptera; Papilionidae.
AUGGAAAGUGAAUAUGAUAUGAUAGCAUUAACUGAGACCUUUCUUACGAGUUCAGUGUCCAAUGGUGAACUCUUUCCUCCGGGUUUUCAUGUAGUUCGUAAAGAUAGAACUGGUGAUUGUGGAUGGGGAGGAGUUUUGCUCGCGAUUCGUGAUCGUUAUAAUGUUAAAAUAGUUACGGAUAUUGUUAGUAUGACUGAUGACAAAGAAUUAAUAUUUGCAAUUGUGACAUUUAAAAAUGUAAAAGUUUUAUGUUGUGUCGUAUAUCUGCCACCAAAUUAUAAGGAUGAGCAAUAUUUGAAUGUUUUGACAUGUAUAGAAAAUGUGAUUUGUACUUACCCUGACCUAAAUGUUCUAAUCCUAGGUGACUUUAAUUUAAACUCUUGCAGUACCAAUAUAAAGACUUCUUUUGACUUUUUUUGUGAAUUCUGCUCGCUUAAGCAAUAUAAUACAGUCUUAAAUAAUCGCGGUGGUAUGCUGGAUCUGGUGCUGGGCAGUUUUGAAGCUAAACAGAUAGUGGUAUCUCUCAGUGAAGAUCCUCUGGUAAAUAUCGAUCAGUACCAUCCUAUGCUCGAUAUAAAUAUUACAUUUCCGGGCUUUUGGAUAGCAUCGAACGUGUCAUCUUUGCAGCAAGUGACACCUCGCUCGAAUACCAAUAUAGAUUGGAACUGGCGUAAGGCAGAUUUUCAGGGUCUAUAUAGGACUUUGAUUGAAAUAGACUGGUCUGAUUUGUUAACAAUAAGCGAUAUUAACUGUGCUGUACAGCUGUUCUAUGAUAAGCUAUACGAAAUUAUAAAUCUGUUUGUGCCUAUUAAAAAACAAUUAUCAAACAAUCAGCGAUACAUAUAUCCAAACUGGUACAACGUAGAAAUAAUAAAAAAUAUAAAAAACAAACACUUUCAUCAUAAGCAAUUCAAAAAAGAGGGCAAAGAAUUUAAUAAGGCUAUGUUUAUAUAUUAUAGAGAAAAAGUUAAGAAAUUGAUUGACUGCGAAUACCGGAAAUAUAUGACUGUACUACAAAAAAAUAUCAUUGACGAUCCUGUGCAAUUCUGGAAAUAUGUAAAGGAGAAGAAAAACAAUAGAAGUAAACUAGAGUACGGAGCUGUUAUCUGGAAUCCUUACGAAGAGAAAUACGUUCUAAUGAUUGAAAAAAUACAACGUAAAUUUGCUCGAUGGAUAUAUAAGAAACAGUACGGAUACUAUCCCUACUUAUACCCUUCCUUAUUCGUGUCUGACCUGCAGAAGGCCUUUGACUGUGUUUCCAGGGAGAUGAUCUGGUGGGCGUUGCGAUCGAAGUUGGUACCAGAGACCUACGUGGAAAUCGUACGUGACAUGUACCGCAACUCCGAUUCAAUAGUCAGGACCGCUGUUGGUGAUACCACCCUCUUCUCCAUAACCGUAGGCGUGCAUCAGGGCUCCGUCUUAAGCCCCUAUCUCUUCAGUGUGAUAUUAGACGAACUGUCAGCCAGCGUACAGAAACUACCGCAGCCUUGGCUGCUUAUGUACGCUGAUAAUAUCGCACUGGUAGAUGGGGACAAAGGACGGCUCACCAGACGCGUGCACGCAUGGAGGGAGGCGCUUGAGAACGGCGGGCUGAAGCUAAACGUGGCGAAGACGGAGUAUAUGGCCUGCAACAGCACAGAUCUAAUGUCUCUCCUUAUAGGCGACGACACCGUCGAGCGCACGGACAACUUCAGGUACCUCGGAUCUGUGCUUGAUGCGUCCGGGGACAUCGAUCGCGACAUCAAGGCCCGUAUAUCAGCGGCUUGGGCGAAAUGGCGCGAGAUCGAGGAACCCAGCCAUAGGAAAAACAGCGGCACAUUUUUAGUACCAAUGAAUGGCGGUAUUUGGACUAUGUGCGUGUCGUUGGAAGAAGAGGAAGUAACUAUACUAUCGAGAGUCGGCUUUCCGACGGAACCGCUAUGCACAAAUUACUUAGCAAAUAAUCAAGAUGAAGAAAUUAGAGCAGAUUGGCAGCAUCGAAUGCAGAAUCUGUCGAUAUCGUGCGCGCUGGUGUGCCUGAUAGUGCUCGGCAGCGCAGCGCUAGUCGGCGCUUUCGGUGUCUGUAAGCACCAGAUCAGCGCUGUGCUCGUAACCGGCGUCAUGUACUUGUUAGCUGGUCUAUUCGCUAUGUUCACGCUUAUGAUAAUCCACUUUAAGCGGAUGCAACGCGUAUCGACCCGCAGUAGUCCACACGGGGAUGAUACAGCAGACGGCGUAGUCGGCCCUCGUGCACCAGCAUUACCGCUCCUUUCAGCUAGAGAGUUCACCACAUCCUGGUCGCUUGAACUGGGUUGGGGUGGCGUAGCAUUAGCUACCACCACAUCGCUUCUUUGGAUACUGUUGUCCAAAAUAAUGAGAUACAACCCUAUAACUGCUAUGCUGUUAUAA